AUGGUUCGUGCUUGGUUUAUGGAUGAUGACAUUACUUCGGAUUUACGGUUAGAACAUCAUCGAAAUUUACCUGAAUUUGUCGACGUAAAGCAAUUAUUUGUACUUACCAGAGUUAAACAUUACAAGCUUGAUCUACAAAAAUAUAAAGAAGAAGGAAGUUUGUACGAGAUUCUUAACCAACGUGGAUAUUUCUAUGAAGACGAAAUCACUGAUAAAGAAGAUCUCUUGUCCAUUAAUGAUGAAAAAAUGAAAGGAGCUCUUGAAGAACAUUUGCAUACUGACGAAGAAAUUCAUUUUGUGGUAGAGUGUCAGAGCUAUUAUGACGUUAGAGAAGCGCUCUGCUAUUUCAUCGGAAUACCGUCUUGCCCAACAUACCAUCGACCAGCUGGUGAUGUGAAUUGUCGUAAAAAUUAUUUGAAAGAGCUUAGUUCUGAAUGA
Molecule: messenger RNA, 438 nt
Organism: Clunio marinus
Lineage: Eukaryota; Metazoa; Arthropoda; Insecta; Diptera; Chironomidae
Source: the annotation of a GenBank genome assembly